UGUGUGUGUUUCAGAGUGGAGGCAGCAGCUGGAGGGAAGAACCAGACCCUGACCUGCGACGUGCUGCUGGUGUGUGUCGGCAGACGGCCGUUCACUCAGAGCCUCGGCCUGGAGUCUGUGGGCAUCGAGCUGGACAACAGAGGAAGAAUCCCCGUCAACGGGCGCUUCCAGACCAGCGUGCCCAGUAUUUUUGCGAUCGGGGAUGUGAUCGCCGGCCCGAUGUUGGCCCACAAAGCAGAGGACGAGGGCAUCAUCUGCGUGGAGGGCAUGGCGGGCGGAGCCGUGCACAUCGACUACAACUGCGUCCCCUCCGUCAUCUACACCCACCCCGAGGUGGCCUGGGUGGGCAAGACUGAGGAGCAACUCAAAGAGGAGGUGAGGGGGAAGAACUGGGAGAAAUAUCAGUAGUGAUGGACCCU
This is a messenger RNA of Notothenia coriiceps (black rockcod), 419 nucleotides long. It is a transcript of the gene dld, whose product is annotated as deltaD. The annotation marks the transcript as partial. Gene Ontology annotation, cellular component: mitochondrion; oxoglutarate dehydrogenase complex. The record is from RefSeq and is a predicted model, not a curated record. NCBI's taxonomy places the organism in Eukaryota, Metazoa, Chordata, Actinopteri, Perciformes, Nototheniidae. Gene Ontology annotation, biological process: 2-oxoglutarate metabolic process; pyruvate metabolic process. The transcript is spliced from 2 exons. Gene Ontology annotation, molecular function: flavin adenine dinucleotide binding; dihydrolipoyl dehydrogenase (NADH) activity.